UAAAACUUCCUAAACGUUAUGGAAGUGGCUGUCGUUUCAAAAGAAAUCAUAAAGCCAUCAUCAUCAACUGUUCAUCAUCUAGAACCCUACAAGCUCUCAUUCUUCAGUCAGCUCACUCCUACAACUUAUUCUCCACUUAUCUUUUUCUACCCCGCCGUUGAUGCCAACCCCAAGAAUAUAACCCUGAAAAUAAUGAAACUUAAGCGAUCUUUGUCAGAGGUUCUCAAUCUCUACUAUCCUUACUCUGGAAGGUUAGUUGAUAACCACUAUAUUGAUCGUUUUAAUGAAGGUGUUCCUUUCUUUGUAGCCCAUGUAAAUGGAAGACUAUCUGAUUUUCUCAAAAACCCAGAAAUCGAAUUCUUGAACCGGUUCCUUCCAUGUCAGCCUUUCACCAAGGAGGACAUGGGUGUACCACAGGUAGCUUUUCAAGUGAACGUUUUUUCUUGUGGUGGAAUAGCCAUAAGCUCGGCUUUAUCUCACAAGCUCACUGACGCACCAAGUGGUUGUGCUUUGAUCCAUUCAUGGGCUGCUAUCUCCCGUGGAACUCUCAGCGAGGUUGUAAAGCCUAAUUGCACUGAAUCAUCGAUUUUCUUCCCACCAAAAAACCCAUUUCCAGAAGAGCAUUUGUCGCUAAUGGAGAGAUUAUGGUUCACUGAAGCUAACUAUAUUACUAGGAGAUUUGUGUUUAAUGCUAAAGCAAUAGCUUCUCUUAGAGUUAAAGCCAAAGGAGAAAGAGAGUUCAAACCAACACGAGUUGAAGCACUGUCUUGCUUCAUUUGGAAGUGUUGCAUGGCAAUAUCACUGGCAAUUUCUGGAUCGCCAAAACCUUCCAUUUUAGUGGAAGCAGUGAACCUUCGAACAAGAACAAAGCCAACCAUGUCUAAUGUUUCACUUGGAGAUGUAUUUUGGUGGGCAACAGCACUUGCUGAUACAUCUCAGCAAAACAGAGAAUUACAUGAAUUGGCUAGCUUGCUUGACGAGGCCAUUGCUCAAUAUAACAGUGAUUACAUGCAAAGCCUACAAGGUGAUGGUGGAUUUGAAACGAUGUCGGAGUACUGCGACCAACUACAAGGAUUAUUUGCAUCGGAAAAUCCAGAUAUAUUUGCAUUCACAAGCUGGUGUCACCUUGGAGUGAGAAGGGUUAAUUUUGGGUGGGGAAAUCCUGUGUGGGUUGGUAUUUUAGGCAAAGCUGGUCCUGCGUUUAGAAACCUCACUGUGUUUGCUGAGGCAAUAGAUGGUAAAGGGAUUGAAGCAUGGAUCACAUUAGAUGAAGAAAGAAUGGCUCUGCUUGAACGCGAUCCUGAGUUUUUAACAUAUGCUUCCACCGUCCAAAAGAUCUCAAGCUUGUGAGUGCUGGAGCCUAUGCUAUUAGGUAUUCAUCAUCAAAAUCCACGAGGCC
Messenger RNA from Manihot esculenta (cassava), 1399 nucleotides. Its product is annotated as stemmadenine O-acetyltransferase. Lineage: Eukaryota; Viridiplantae; Streptophyta; Magnoliopsida; Malpighiales; Euphorbiaceae. The record is from RefSeq and is a predicted model, not a curated record. The coding region runs from base 19 to 1350 and encodes 443 amino acids. The transcript has a single exon.